Coccinella septempunctata (seven-spotted ladybird) is the source of this 2656-nucleotide messenger RNA. RefSeq names its product glycogen [starch] synthase (gene GlyS). The coding region runs from base 175 to 2250 and encodes 691 amino acids. Gene Ontology annotation, biological process: glycogen biosynthetic process. Gene Ontology annotation, molecular function: alpha-1,4-glucan glucosyltransferase (UDP-glucose donor) activity. Gene Ontology annotation, cellular component: cytoplasm. Lineage: Eukaryota; Metazoa; Arthropoda; Insecta; Coleoptera; Coccinellidae. The transcript is spliced from 14 exons. The record is from RefSeq and is a predicted model, not a curated record.
AAAUUGUAACUCUUUCCUUCGUUCAUGUUUACCACGUGAAGAUUGAUCAUCGAAACAGAAUCAAAAGUGAUUCUCAAGUCAAUUUGCUAACAGCGAGUUCUUCAAAAAUAGUUUAUCGGAAAAAGUUGACUUAAAAAAUUUUGGUGGGUGCUUUUUUUCUCAUAUCAUAACGAUAUGUCGAGGUCUUCAAUGGGGAGAAGGUUUUACAGGGGGGAAUCAUGUAGCAAUUUGGUGGGUCUUCUGGACAGGGGACAACAAGCUGAGGAGGAUAAUAGAUGGACUUUCGAAGUAGCCUGGGAAGCUGCUAACAAAGUUGGUGGUAUCUAUACAGUGAUAAGAUCAAAGGCUUACAUCUCCACUGAAGAGAUGGGAGACCAAUACUGCUUGCUAGGACCUUACAAAGAAUCUUGUGCCAGAACAGAAGUUGAGGAAGGUCCAUUGGGUUCAGAUGUACUUAAUGAUGCUGUACAAGUUCUCAGGGAAAAAGGCUAUAGGAUUGUUACAGGAAGAUGGUUAGUAGAUGGUAACCCUCAGAUAAUCCUCAUGGAUAUAGGAUCAGUUUCUUGGAGAUUGGAUGAAUUCAAGGCUGAAUUGUGGGAUAAGUGCAAUCUAGGAGUGCCACAUCUUGAUAUAGAGACCAACGAUGCCAUCAUCUUAGGACAUAUGGUUGCAGAAUUUAUAUCUGAAUUCAAAAAUAUCACUGAGGCAAGGGAAGAAGAGACACAACCAAAAAUAGUGUGUCAUUUUCAUGAAUGGCAGGCUGGUGUAGGACUUAUCUACCUACGUAUCAGACAUGUUAAUGUAGCAACAGUUUUCACCACCCAUGCCACCUUGUUAGGGAGGUAUUUGUGCGCAGGUAGCACAGAUUUUUACAACAACUUGGAUAAGUUUAACGUGGAUAAUGAAGCUGGAAAAAGGCAAAUUUACCAUAGAUAUUGCAUGGAGAGGGCAGCUUCCCACUUAUCUCACACUUUUACCACUGUCUCGGAUAUUACAGGCUACGAAGCAGAGCACUUGCUCAAGAGGAAACCUGAUGUCAUAACCCCCAAUGGUCUGAACGUUAAAAAGUUUUCAGCCCUACACGAGUUCCAAAAUCUACACGCCCUUUCCAAAGACAAAAUUCACGAAUUUGUCAGGGGUCACUUUUACGGCCAUUACGAUUUCGAUUUGGACAAAACUCUGUAUUUUUUCAUUGCCGGACGUUACGAAUACGGAAAUAAGGGAGCAGACAUAUUCAUCGAGGCUUUGGCAAGGCUUAAUCAUUAUUUGAAGUCGACCAAUUCGGAUGUGACAGUUGUGGCCUUCAUGAUUUUCCCAGCUAAGACUGCUAAUUUCAACGUUGAAUCUCUGAGGGGACACGCUGUUACCAAAAGUUUGAGAGACACUAUCGUAGACAUACAGAGUAGGAUGGGCAAAAGGAUGUACGAAAUUUGUUUGAGUGGUCGCCUACCAGAAUCGAGUGAACUCUUGCAGAAGGACGAGAUGGUCAGGCUCAAACGAUGUAUAUACUCAUUGCAAAGACAAGGACUACCACCAGUCACAACGCAUAAUGUUGUUGACGAUUGGCAGGACCCUGUCUUGUGUGGAGUCAGAAGAUGCAAUUUGUUCAAUACCUCAAGUGACAGAGUCAAGGUAGUAUUUCAUCCAGAAUUCUUGAGUUCAACGAAUCCACUGUUUGGUCUGGAUUAUGAAGAAUUCGUUAGGGGGUGUCACUUGGGGGUUUUUCCAAGUUAUUACGAACCUUGGGGGUACACACCAGCUGAGUGUACGGUUAUGGGAAUUCCUAGUAUUACCACAAACUUAUCAGGUUUUGGAUGCUUCAUGCAGGAGCAUGUUGUUGACCCUAAGUCCUACGGUAUUUACGUAGUGGACAGACGCUAUAUCUCGUUGGAGGACUCUGUACAACAACUAGCGCAGUUCAUGUUCGAUUUUGCACGUUUAAACAGGAGACAACGUAUAAUCCAGAGAAACAGAACAGAACGUUUGAGCGACCUAUUAGAUUGGAGAAAUUUGGGCGUUUAUUAUAGAGAAGCCAGGAUUAAAGCACUGAAAGCUGUUUAUCCAGACUUCAAGGACGUUCUGGAGAACAGGAUGGGUGGUUUGAACUUUUCCAGGCCUUAUUCUGAACCACCAAGUCCUAGUUCUAGCAAAGUGACUACUCCAGCUGCCUCUUUACAUGGCAGUGACGAUGAAGGAGACUCAGUCGAUGAAGAAGGAGAGUUGGCUGAACUCCAGAUCAACCAUAAGUGAAAUUGGGAAGCCCUGUUUAGCAACCGAAUCCUAUAACUCAAUCUCAACCCUUUCAAAUUGAUAAUACUCUGAGUAACCAAGGCUAAAACUGAACAGAAUCAGAAAUCAGUGAACGAGACUGCUCAACAAUCGUGCCAUUGGAUAUUUUUCUUUAGGAAACUUAUCGAAAAACCUUUUUAGGGAACUGUAAUACUCGCAUACAUUUCAGAAGAGAAUCAUCUUCGUUAAUCUCUGCAGUAAUAGAGACUUUUCUUCCUUACCUAGUGACAAUUGACCUAUCCUUAAAAAAACGUUAUACUCUGGAAUCUGAGGUAUUUCAAUUUUAAAUUAAUGAUAUCUAGAGAUAUUUUUUUAAUAUUUUAAACUUGUUGCAAUGUUUUAUUCAAUAAAUGAAUAUUCUGUUGAA